Messenger RNA from Fraxinus pennsylvanica, 1395 nucleotides. The record is from the annotation of a GenBank genome assembly. Lineage: Eukaryota; Viridiplantae; Streptophyta; Magnoliopsida; Lamiales; Oleaceae.
AUGAAGAAGCUGAGAUGGGUGAUGGAUGGAGGGUUCUGGGACGUGGAUGUGUCAACGCCGGUGACCCUUGACGGCGUAGCCCGCCCUGUUCCCGGCGACCCACUCCAUUUGGGGAUUUCUCGUGGGCAAAGGCUCUCUCGUCCCAAACAGAUUGAUUUCUUCCAGCGCUUCAUGUUUAUGCCUUUAGUGCCGUCCUUUUCCCACUAUGGAGAUGUAGGCCUCUCUCUUCAACGCGUCUUCUCUCUCUAUCGCGAAACCUGGUUUAUUACGUUACUUGGUCAGUUCAAUGUACAGAAGUUUGUGACUUCCCUCAGGACAAAUGGGUUCAGGCGAGAGUCAGAUUCCUCGUGGUUGCAAAAUAUUAGGAGGCAUCUUUCUGAUCAAUCUUUCUAUGGACUCAAUUUUUGUUCAGAGUUGUUGUUAACACCGGAUGAUGUAUUGACACUUAGCUUAGAAACACAUGGUGAUCAAAAGACUCCUCGAAAAAAAGCAGUACUUCAUCACAAGUUUCCACUUCAUAAUCUAACUGUGGAGGCAGCUUCCCCCGCUCUUUUUGUUGAUCAGCAUGGUAACUACUGGGACGUUCCAUUCUCUGUCUCAAUGGAUCUUGCUCCAGUUGCUUCUGAUUCUGGUACAAGCUGUCGUUUCUGCAUCAACCAUACAACAGGUAUACCAAAACCAUAUGAAGGCCAGCCGACUAGCAGAGUUCCUGUUACUUUACUUCCAGGUCUCUGUACAAAAUGUGCAGUUUCAUUCAAGAAAAAUGUCGACAUUUGGAGAAGUGAAGCACCAAAAGUGAAAAUGGUGCAACCAUAUGACAUCUUCCUCUCUAGCCCUCAUAUUUCAGCAUCAGGAAUCCUAGGUGCUGUCUUCACUGCAUCUAUUGGAGAGAAUUCAAUCAGAGCCCAAAUAGAAGAUGGAUCAUUGAGUUCAAAAGGCUUCAGUCUUCAAGCCAGAGGAGCAAAUUCUGCAAUUUUAGCUGAUUUAUUUGCAAGUGCAUCCCUCUCUGCUCAACAUGGAAAUUUCCAGAGGUUGUUUCUAGACCUUACUCAAUUUUAUGCACGGCUAGAUAUUCCUUCUGGAUCAAAAUUCCUGUCUGGUGCCACACGUCUGGCAUGUGAUCUUUAUAAUUCUCAAACACCUACUACGCAAGCAGUUCAGGCAAUUUGUCCCACUGCCUCGCUUUCGUUUCAGCAGCAGAUUGCUGGACCUUUCAGCUUCAGAAUUGAUUCGGGAGUGACAAUUGAUCUGAAGAAAGACUUUUAUUUAAGUGUGAAGGAUCCCGUAUUUGCUGUCGAAUAUGCCUUGCAAGUUCUUGGUUCUGCAAAGGCUAUUGCUUGGUAUGCGCCCAAACACAGAGAGUUCAUGAUAGAGCUAAGGUUUUUCGAGACUUGA